AUGGAACUCUCACUUCUCACCCAUCAGCACAAUCCUUUCCUCACCUCCAAUCUCUUCACAAGAACACACAAAAAACUUCACAACAAAAAUUCAAAUAGGUUAUUACCAUGUAGCUGUUCACAUUCUUCUUCCAAUAAUGCCUCUGUAGAACCAGUUACUGUGUCUUCACAAAUUGAAGGAAGAAGAGCAUUACUCACUUGUCUCCUCACAACAUUUGCUGGAGUCUAUGCAUGUGAUGUGGCGGAAGCUGUUAGCACUAGUAGAAGAGCUCUAAGAGGAGCGAAAAUUCCUGAGAGUGAUUUCAAAACCUUGCCUAAUGGUUUGAAGUACUAUGAUUUGAAGGUUGGAAAUGGAGCUGAAGCUGUGAAAGGAUCGCGUGUCGCAAUUCACUAUGUUGCUAAAUGGAGGGGAAUCACAUUUAUGACUAGUAGACAAGGAAUGGGCGUUGGAGGAGGAACGCCUUAUGGAUUUGACGUAGGUGAAUCUGAGAGAGGAAAUGUCCUAAAAGGUUUGGAUUUAGGAGUCGAGGGCAUGCGAGUUGGAGGCCAGCGACUGUUAAUUGUUCCACCUGAACUUGCCUAUGGAAGCAAGGGAGUUCAAGAAAUCCCUCCAAAUGCAAUAAUAGAGGUGGAUGUUGAACUGCUUGCCAUUAAACAAAGCCCAUUUGGGACUGCUGUAAAGAUUGUUGAAGGCUAA
This is a messenger RNA of Lathyrus sativus (Indian pea), 696 nucleotides long. NCBI's taxonomy places the organism in Eukaryota, Viridiplantae, Streptophyta, Magnoliopsida, Fabales, Fabaceae. The record is from the annotation of a GenBank genome assembly.